CGCCAUUUUGUUUACAAUGGCGGAUUGACAACAUUUUCUUCCGGAUAUUUCUGUCCCGUUUUCUUUAACAAUUCAUGUAGGAAAGAAGUGAUAUAUUUUCCUGUUGAAAUGAUAUGAUUAAGUAAUGCCUACAACAAUGAUGCAAGUAAGCCAGCCAGUCUCCCACCCAAUCGGUGGGCAGACAAUAAAACAGAUGCCUGCAAUGAAAUCUGUGCAAAAAUCCAAACAAGUCAGCAUUGAAGUCGUGGAAAAGUCUAUGUGUAAUCCUGGAGAUCUUGGAAUUGAAGUUGUUGAUAAACUUGUGUGGCAAAACUGGCAGCCUGGCCGGGAGUAUACUAAAAAUAUUGUGCUGAAGAAUGUUAAAGUGAAGACACAGAAAAUCAAAUACAAUGUUCCAAACACACGAUUCUUCACAACCUUGUACCCAAAGCCAGUUGUGUUGAGUGCCGGGACAAGUUUCUCUCUGCCUGUCACCUUUAGACCACUGGAAAAAUCCUUGUACGAAGACAAAAUCAUCUUCCAUACAAAGGAGGGUGUGUUUGAGAUCAUCAUCAAAGCUGUCCUGCCCGAAUAUGACAUUGAGGUUCCGGAGCGUCUUAACUUUAACAUGUGUGCUGCCCAGGACCAUGUGGAGGCAACAUUUGAAGUGAAAAAUUCAGGAGACCUGAAUUCUGAGCUAGAAUGGGAAAUAACAGAACCGUUUACCAUUCAACCUGAGGUCACAAAACUACAACCUGGAGAGGUCAAAACAUUCAAGGCCACAUUUAAACCUGGGUCUGCAACUGUGUAUGAAGCCACAGCAGUCUGCAAGUAUGGACAAGAGGGAGAAUUAUCCAAGAUAUCAACACUGGUCGGCAUUGGAAAGUACCCACACAUUAUUGUCUCUGCCGUGGGCCGGCCAGCCACGACAUUGAACAGAGACACCUUAGAAGCCGUCGUGGAGUUUGGACCGACAGCUGUUGGUACGACGGUACAGAAGAUGGUGGAGCUGCAUAACCUUGCACCCGUACGAGCCCCGUACAAGGUGGAACACCCCUCUGCUCUUAGCAGAAUUGAUACAGUAUUUCAGUGUCCUAAAAUGUCCGGCAUUGUCCCACCUAUGUCGUCAGUGAAAAUACCUAUAACUUACAACCCUAACAUGGUAGAGGUCACAAGUGUGGAUUACUUCAACAUCACGGCCAUCGGCAAAGUGAGCAAGAGUGUCAUCAAAUGUGUCGCCUCUUCUAAAGGCCCUGAGGUCCAGCUAGGCGCAAGAGUGGUAAACUUCAUGCAGAUAAACGUCGGGGAGAAAGCUACAAGGACCAUUGAUAUUGUCAACAACUCAGAUAUUGAUGCGGUCUUUCAGUUUGAGAUUGACUGUGAGGAAAGCGUAUUCAAGUUCCAGCACUUGACAGGCACACUGAAGGCCAACUCAACCCGAACAAUAAUCCUCAACUUUGCCCCCACCCACCCCAUCAACUACCACCGACGUGUAACAUGUAUGAUACAUAAUAGGGGCCCACUUUUCCUUGACCUACUGGGCACAGCCCACUCAGAACUUAUAAAACCAGCAGUUAUACAGAGCCACCACCUAGACAAUUAUCGUACACAUGUAGAGCGAGGGUUCUCCGUUUUCCCACCAGAACAACUCAACGAACUCCGACAACAGGGUCGACUGGAGCUUGAUGAUGCUGGUGCACUGAUGGCCCCUGUGAAAGAGGAUUAUGAGGUAGAGCCAAUAGAAAUGCUUCGCUUUGAGAACAGCUAUAAAAGGGCCCCGCCCCCCUCAGGGGUAUUGAUCGGCACCGUGGAGAACCCUACAGAGCACGCCCUCCAUCACUACCCGCCCAUGGACGAGUACUUCAAUGAUGGGUACCACUCUGAUGUUGUGAACUUUGUGCCUCAUGUGAGCACGGACAUCCAUGUUGUGGACUUUGGCAACUGUCAGAACCUGAGAGUGAUUGAGGACCGGGUUAUAAAUGUGACAAACCACACAAAGGGCAAGAUCACUAUACAGUGGGGAGCAGGUUCAGAGAAGACCUUUUCAGUGACCCCGGAAGUAAUUGACAUCCCGCCACUGAAAUCCUGUGCCUUCCAAGUGAAAUUUAGACCAAAUGCCCCCAACCAGUUCUUUGGAGCUGAGCUCGAGUGUUAUGCAUAUUACAAGAGCCUGCGGGACUACAAACUUGUAGAAGACAGCACCCAUUCCCCACCCUGGUGUCUAACACUCAACUGUACUGGUCACACAUUCAUGCCAAACAACGAGACAUUCCUGCCGCGAUACACUCUGGACUCCGCUCAGCUCGUGUUUCCCGCGGUGAACACCAAGGAGUCGACCUAUCGCACACUGUUGAUGACCAACAACGGCACCACACCCAUACUUUUUGAUCUGCAGAAAGACCCAUCAAGCACAUAUACUGUGAAGCCGGCCAAAGCAUUGUUGAAGGGCGGCCAGCAGAUUUUUGUGGUCAAGUUUCUGCCCAAGGAAGUGAAGACCUACAAACACAAACUCAAGAUGAGGCUUAACGACAACACUAAAUAUGAUAAGGAGUUGCAAUUGGUGGGUUCGGCGGAGGCCCCGCAAGUAUUGUUAGACACACAGGGUGAAAUGUUCUUUAAGCCAACCUGCAUUGGAACCUCAUCCAAACGGACUUAUGCCAUCAAGAAUGUCUCUAGAAUUCCAUUGAGGUUUGAGUGGAAACUACGGUUUGCCGACAAAAACCUGUUGUCUGUCACCCCUGAAUCUGGCAUUAUACAACCAAAUGAAAGCCUGUCCCAAAUAUGGUCGUUUAUCCCCAAACAAGAGCAGAAGUAUCUUAUGAAGCCAGCUCUGGUUGUAUGGGGUCAGGGAUUCAGCUCUACUUCAUCUGGGGGCAAGAAGAAACAGUUUGAUGUGCGGGCCAUAGGGGAAGGAUCUAUUGGUGAUAUCAAGGCUGAAGAGAGUUACCUAGACUUUGGAGACGUUAUUGUUGGAAGCACAGGCUCCAAGCACAUCACACUGUUCAACAACAGCUCAUGUAGCCUUCACUACAGGCUGUCUAUUGACCAAACACUGGAUGGACCCUACCCAGAGGAGAUGACGAGAACAGAUGACAUAGGUCUUGAGCUGGACCAGAUGGAAGGUGUGAUACCAGCAAGGUCACGCCAAGUCAUCUCCGCCAUGGUCAGACCCAUACGUAGACUUACCUACCAGUUUGCUAUUUCAUACCAGCUUAUUACUCCUGAAGAUGAGUCAAAUGCCUCCCGUCAAGAGCCCCAGCAUCUAUGUCAUGUUUUGACGACUGGAGUUUUCCCAACUAUGUCUGUCACGGAUGCCAGAUGUUUUGGAAGCUCUGUUGGUAUCAGCAAGAAACAGCUGUGGGCCCUCUUUUCCCUGGACAACUUCAAUGUCUGCUUGGACUCUGACCCGUCAGCCCGUGAGUUGAUGUACAGUGUACAGACGCGACACAGCCACAAACGUAGACCACCGGUCUACACGCGAGCCAUCAUGGACUUUAACUUCAGCGCUGCACCUCUAGGUAGUGAGGCUUGCUUCGUCAACCUCAUGUUUGAGAAUACUGGAACUGUGGCAACUGAAUGGUCAUUCCUGUUCCCAUCAGACCUUCACAUGGAGCUGGAAUACUGGGCUGAGACCGGGGAGUUUGAUGAGGAUGAACUACAUGAGAUGAAGGUGAUGGACAAUAACCUGUUCACAAUCGAACCAAAGAAGGGUCGCUUGGAGCCCGGAGAGUGUGGGAACGUGACCUUCAGCUACAAACACUCAAUAGCUGGCACUGAUAGACUGCCGGUGCUGCUGAAGCUGGCUAGAGGGAGGGAAAUAUUACUAAACUUCAUUGGAGUGACAGUGGACGCAGACAGGCGAUACAUCCACUUCCCGUCCAGUAAACACAUGUUUACCCCUGUGCCUGUGGGAGAGAAGAUCAGCCCUAAACAGGUGUAUGAGCUUUAUAACGGAGGAGCAGUGCCCGUCCAGUACCAGUUUGACUUGACUUCCCUUGACCUGAUACGCCAGGAGAACUUUGACCAGCCCAUCUUUGAGUGCAUCAAUCCCAGCGGGGAAAUCCCUCCAGGGAGGACUCUAAAUAUUGAAUGGAGGUUUUCUCCGAUUGAGGCAAAAACGUACAUGGUUGAUGUUCCAAUUCAUGUCCACAACGGUGACACUGCAAUCGUCACAUUCACCGGCGUGGGCUAUGACAAGAGGAUCAUGGGAGAUACGAUGCCGAUGACGGACCAACAGGAUCUGACAGGAGUGCCGGGAGUUCAGAGUGUCCCAGUCCCAGGACAGCUUGCAUUCCUAUCCCAAGAGAGAAUCUCAUUCGGCAACUUACCGCUGUUCUGUCGGGGACGCCGGAUGGUGUUUGUUUCGAACAGGUCCAAGACCCGCCCUGUCACAUUUGAAUGGCAUGUCACCUGUCCAUCAGACAGCCAGUUCCUGUCCAUUGGUCCAGUGCGUGGCUAUCUGAACCCUGGGGAGUCUAAGAUGUGUCGGGUCAACUUUAUAGCCACAGGUCAACCCUCGUUCUAUGACCUUGACCUUGUGUGUGAGGUGACUGAUCAGGUAGAAUUCAAUCAAUACAAGGACAGGCUCACAGAGUGGGAAGCUGAGAGGAUGAGACAGAAGUACGAGUUCACCAUCACGGAAGAAGAUCUGGAUGCUGAUAAGCGCAUCGGCAGUCCUGAGGUCACUGAGCGUCCACCAUCUAGACCUAAGACAAUGGACGAGGAUCUGAGGGCCAGUGAAUCCGACUUUGUCAAGUAUAGGACACUGCCACCAAUCAGCAAGCUCUCCCCUGAUGAAGAAAAACAACAAUGUGAGCGUCGUCGAAGAAAUGAGGAUAUUCUCUGGGAGAAACCAGAGCCCCCGACCCCAUUCCUGCUUCAUCUCGGGCUUACAGCUCGCACCCAUGACAUCAGAGCAUUCCAGAUCAACUUUCCUGAUGAAUACAAGAAGUUCUAUGUUGAUAGGUGCUUGAGUGAGCAGGCAAAAAAGAAUGAAGCAGAAAAGCCAAAACCAGCACAGACAGAUGCAGUCGAGUGUAAACAGUCCGAAGCUGAUGUCGUGUCUGGGGUCAUGGCAAACGUUCUAAGAGGUUUACUGGAUGACUCUGCCUUCUUUGAGAGUGUUGUCAAGGUCAUGAAGGAUCCAGUGCCCUACUUUGCCCAGAUCGGUGAACGUAGGGCCCCAGAAGGGGGUCAAUCCAGCCCCUCAUCCCCUGGGUCCCCAGUUGAGACUACCUUUGGAGAAAUUCAUCGCCCGACACCACCCUCACCUGUGUCAUCAGCGUCAUCAUCGUCAUCCCGGCGUAAACCAAGGAGUAACAAGUCAUCAGCUGCUUCAGAAAGGAGCAAGCAGGCUAGCACCCCUGAGACCAGAGUGUCAAAAACGAGCACCCCUCGUCACUCACUGUCGGAGAUACGGCGUGUGAAGGAUGAGGAACAGAAGCUGAAACAGAAGCAGGAGAUGAAAAAACUACCAGAAUUCGGAAACACGGUUGAAAGCGUAAUAGAAAACACACUGCUGAACGUCCUAACAGAAGCCUUAGAGGGAGAGUUCAAUAUUACAUCCAGACCUAGAUUCAUUGCCCUCCCAAAACGAAAUGGAUCCUCCUCCAGUAAGCUUGCAGGGAAUUCUGGGAAGGCAUGCAAGUGAGGCUGACUGUGUUACCUAAAAUAGACUGGUUUACUGGUUUUGUGAGAAUUUCAUGUUUUUUUUUAAUUUGUUGACUUUUGUUAUUUUUGUUGAAUAAAAGUGUGGACCUGUGAAGGAGUCGUGGAAUAUGUGAAAACUGAUCAUAAUAGUUAGGGUGAGAAUAUAUCAAUCAUUAUGGUAAAUAUUGUCAAUAUAUUGACAAAAAAACAACAAUGUUAAAUGUAUUUAACACUACUUUGAUAGGAAAUGUUUGUAUUUUUCGAGAUUUUUUAUUUAAAUUUCAAAAAAUGUAUGACAUUGUAAAAAAAAGUAGUUAUUUUUGUUACCAAUGAUAAAACAGAACAAUCAUUAUUUACCCAAUAUUUUUCAAAAAUUGGAACGAAAAAAACAAUAUAUACAUGUUAUGUGGGCAAACUCAAUGACAUGGGUAAAAUUGCGUUAUCAAAACUUUUAAAAAUGUUGGUCUAAAGUAUUGGAAUAAAUAUCAGGUGUAUAUUUGCCUGCAUAUUUAUUAUCUAAAUGUUGCUUCAUGCAUUUAAAUACAACAUUUCUAGCUUGUCUUUGAAUAUCAUUUGCUGUUGAUAGUUGUUAUAAUCGGUGCACUUUCAGUCUAGCGGGUCCUUCAAAACCACCAAGUUCAAACACCCAAAAUAGUAAUUUAUCAAAUAUAUAUUGAAAUGGAAUAUAUAGCUUAAACAUUAAUUUGGGUGGGGGCGGUAUUGGAGGCUACUGCCCCUGGGACCCCUGCCCCACCGCCAUCCACAAAACCAAGUUUAUUCAUGCAAAAUAGUUUUCUAUCAUUUUGUUACAAAAGGGGACCGCUAAACUGGAAUCUACUCAUUGCAUUAUACAUCUAUUGUUGUUUUUUACUACGAAAUAUUGAAAAAAAAAUAUUAAUUUUGUUCACUGAUUUUCAUUCACUUGUUUUAUCAAUAUACUUACAUGUAUAAACUUGCUUCUGAGCAUUUCCAUAGAAAAAAGUAUUUAUUUUACACUAUGUCUGUGAUAUGUUUUACAGUAUAUUCAAUUUAUUGCAGUUAACAGUUACUGUGAAUAUAUCAGUGUUUACAUUUUAUAUUUAGAAUACAUAUUGCUGAGAGACUUGUAUUUGUGUGAAUUGUUCAAAACUGCUGCCGUCCAUUUUAUUCGUUAUCAGUAAAAAUGCGUCGUAUCAAGGAGCAAGUAACGUUUAUAAUCAUUAAGUUAUGAAAUCAAGUUACGUAGAAAUCCAGUCAUUGAUUAAUAUAAGGAACCUUAAUUAUAUGUCAUAGUUAUAUUUUCAUUCCUUUUUAGAACUGUAUUUACUUGAAAAUUGUACUAGAUGCAAAACUAUAGUUGUCCUUGCUUGUUGUAAGUCUUUGACUGAUAAUAAAUUAUAUGAUCAUAA
This is a messenger RNA of Mya arenaria, 7016 nucleotides long. Its product is annotated as cilia- and flagella-associated protein 65-like. The coding region runs from base 125 to 5629 and encodes 1834 amino acids. The record is from RefSeq and is a predicted model, not a curated record. Lineage: Eukaryota; Metazoa; Mollusca; Bivalvia; Myida; Myidae. The transcript is spliced from 39 exons.